This is a messenger RNA of Rubroshorea leprosula, 916 nucleotides long. NCBI's taxonomy places the organism in Eukaryota, Viridiplantae, Streptophyta, Magnoliopsida, Malvales, Dipterocarpaceae. The record is from the annotation of a GenBank genome assembly.
GUAUGUGGAAGUCAUCUGGAUUCAUAUGAUGUUAAAUAUCCUUGUGCUUUCAGGGGUUUUUUCUUAUCUAGUUCCAGCUGCUGCACUUGGAGCAAUGGGAUAUUGUUACAUGUGGUGGAAGGGCUGGUCAUUUUCAGAUGUAAUGUUUGUAACAAAGCGAAAUAUGGCUGAUGCUGUUGCAACUGUGUCAAAACAAUUAGAGCAUGUAUCUCGAACGUUGACUGCGACAAAGAAACAUCUAACAAAGAGACUGGAAACUUUGGACUGGAAACUAGAGGAGCAGAUGGAAACCUCUCAGCUCAUUGCAAAUAAUGUUAAUGAGAUGAAGUUAAACCUUUCUCAAAUUGGUUUAGAUGUGGACAUGAUUUACCAGAUGGUAGCUGGAGUGGAAGGAAAAAUUGAUCGUCUUGAGAGCAAAUCAGAUGUGACUAAUGCAAACAUUCGGUAUCUAUGCCAAGUAGCUGCAGACAAUGCUGAUCAACUAAAUGCUAAAUUGAUUCAGGAUGCUGGUGCUAAAUUGGCAAUUGAUUCAGCCGUGAAAUUUGAAGAGAAAUCACCAAAGGGACUACUAUAUCUUGCUGAAACAAAUGAGUUGGUUUCCGAUAAACAAAUGACAGGCUCAGAUGACAGGCAUUUGGAUGUCCCUAUGAAAAAUGUCCCUGUUAUGAAAACGAGGGUACACCGGUCAUAUACAGUUGGGAUUUCUUGGGCACAAGACAUCAUGCACUCUUAGAUAUGAUUUUAUAAGUUCCAUUUAUAAACAGUUUCUUACUGUUAAGUAAUUUUUCCUGUUAUUCAUUCAAGCAUUUGCAGCGUUCCUUGGCUCCUUGCUCUUUGGUUCAGUUGUACAAGAAUUAUCGUAAACAUUUUGUUUCCAUAUUGAAUGCAUUGGGAUUGCAGCAGGGAAUGACAGAGA